AUGGACGAAGGAGCUGCAGAGGACAAGGUCAUAGAGCAUGGCGCCGUUGAGGAUGUGCUCGGAGGGGGCGUUGUCUUAGAGAAUGUGGUUGGGGAUGUUGUUGUCGUAGAGGGCGUGCUCCUAGAGCUUGUUGGUGUAGAAGACGUGGAUGUAGAAGGCACCGUUCUGGCGGACGUGGUUGUAGAGCAGAGACGAGCUCGACGCGAGGUGGUUGUCGUGCUGCUGCUUGCGCUCGAUGAUGAAGAUGAAGUUGUAGAGGUGGUGCUUUUGGAUGUUGAUGAAGUCGUCGUAGAUGUAGGAGAAGACGCGCCCGUGGAGCUGCUGCUAGAGGGUGAGGUGGUUAUAGCGCUUGAUGAACUGCUGGUACUGGACGUGCUUGAUGUGGCGCUUGUCGUGCUGGACGCCGAAGCGGUUGAGGACGGUGUCGAAGAAGUGCCACUGCUGCUUGUGCUACUUGAAGUUGUCGACGUUGACGUGGAUGAUGUUGUAGAGGUGGAAGGUGUGGUGGUGGAGCAGGAAGAAGUGGAAGGUGAACAUGAGGUAGUAGUGCUUGUGGAGGAACUAGACGCAGAGGUGCUAGACGUGCUCAUUGUUGAAGAAGUGGAAGUCGUCGAUGUAGUUGAACUGGUGGUUGUACUGGAAGUUGUCGAAGUAGUGCUGGUACAAGAAGUGGUAGACGAUGAACUGCCACUUGUACUGCUUGAAGAUGUUGGAGGGGACGAUGUAGUGCUGGAUGUUGUGGAAGUAGAAGAUAUACUUGUUGUGACGCUGUUUGUAGAAGACGUGCUGGUUGAUGACGUGCUAGCGCUGCUGGUUGUUGUUGAUGAAGUAGACGUAGAGGCGGAAGAAGUGUUAGCAGUCUUCGAGCUGGAAGUAGGUGAUGGAGACGUAGAGCUGCUGCUCGCGAAAGACGAAGCGGUGGAUGAGGUAUUCGAGGAUGAGCUGCUUGGGGAUGUGCUUGUGCCGCUCGUUGAUGUAGUAGAAGAGGAUGUGGAUAUGGAGGAGGUGCUGCUGUUAGAUGAUGAGGUUGAUGACGACGAUAAAGUGCUAGUGCUUAUUGACGGCGUGCAGGUGCUGCUCGUUGACGUAGAAGAACUUGAAGUGGAAGUUGAAGAUGAGCUCGCGCUGGAAGUUGAAGAGGAGGUGGACGAGGAUGAUGUUGUGCUGCUGCUGGUAGAAGAACUUGACGUAGAUGAUGUAGAUGAAGAGGUUGUAGAGGAUGAGGACGUUGCUGCAGACGAUGUGCUCGUAGACCAUGUUGAUGUACAAGAUGAGACAGCUGAUGACGUUGAUGUAAAGGAUGGGGUCAACGAUGUUGAUGCAAAGGAUGUGGUAGUCGACGACGUUGAUGUAGGCAAUGAGGUAGUUAACGUUGUUGAUGUAGAGGAUGCGAGAGUCAACGUAGUUGAUGCAGAGGGCUUGGUAGUUAAUGAUGUUGAUGUAGAGGGCGUGGUAGGCGGUGAUGUUGAUGUAGAGGACGUCAUCGUCAGCGUAGCUGAUGUAGAGGGUGUGGUAGUCGACGAUGUUGAUGCAGAGGACUUGGUAGUCGACGAUGUAGAUGUAGAGGAUGUGAUAGCCCACGUAGUUGAUGUAGAGGAUGUGGUAGCCAACGAUGUUGAUGUAGAGCACGUGGUAGACGAUGAUGUUGACGCAGAGGAUGUAGUCGUCCAAGAUGUGGAUGUAAAGGAUGUGGCUAUCAGAACUAGCGAUGUAGAGGAUGUGGUAGCCGACGAGGUUGAUGAAGGUGUGGCCGGGAAACACGUUGAUGUAGAGGACGUCGUAGUCGAUAAUGUUGUUGUAGAACGCGUGGCCGUCAACAACGUUGAUGUAGAGGACGUGCGAGUUGACAAUGUUGAUGAAGAGGAUGUGGUUGUAAAUGACAGGGUCGUAGAGGAUGAGCAGGCCAUGGAUGGCACUAUUGUACUCAAUGGCGACGCUGAGGCUGAUGUGUGCGAGGCGAACGACAUA
This is a messenger RNA of Symbiodinium pilosum, 1968 nucleotides long. The record is from the annotation of a GenBank genome assembly. Lineage: Eukaryota; Dinophyceae; Suessiales; Symbiodiniaceae.